This is a messenger RNA of Indicator indicator, 1995 nucleotides long. RefSeq names its product nuclear FMR1 interacting protein 2 (gene NUFIP2). The record is from RefSeq and is a predicted model, not a curated record. Gene Ontology annotation, molecular function: RNA binding. Gene Ontology annotation, cellular component: nucleoplasm; cytoplasmic stress granule. The transcript is spliced from 4 exons. Bases 1 to 1986 code for a protein of 661 amino acids. NCBI's taxonomy places the organism in Eukaryota, Metazoa, Chordata, Aves, Piciformes, Indicatoridae.
AUGGAGGAGCAGCCCCAUCACCACCACCACCACCAUCAUCAUCACCACCACUACUAUUACGGCCACCACCACCACCCGCAGAGCGCCUACUUGUCGCCGUCCGACGGCCGAGCCCAGCCCAAGCCGCCGCUCCGACACGAGCACAAGCACGGCGGUCCGCCGCACCAGGAGACGCCGAAACGGAGAACAGGCUACGUCGAGCUAAAUGGUAACGCAGGAGAAAGAGAAGUGUCAUUAAAGGGCCUCUGCUCGGAUGAAACCACAAGCCCAGGAUCCAGGGUACCCAAUGGCAGCCAGCAGCUUGUAGACACUAACGUGACUCCCAAGCAGUCUGUGAAGGCCAGUGCUUUGGGAAAGACUGGAAUCAAACCCAAGAACUUCAUUCAGAAAAAUAGCAUGGACAAAAAGAAUGAGAAGUCCUACGAAAAUAAACUUAGGGAAAGCCAGUCCUCAGAGAAGCUAGAGGCUGUGUCCAUCCCCAAUGGUGUGGUAACCAAUAAUUCUGGCUAUAUCACGAAUGGCUAUGUAGGCAAAGGGGCCGACAACGAUGGCAGCGGCUCCGAGAGUGGAUAUACCACACCUAAAAAACGGAAAGGCAGGCGCAACAGCGCCAAAGGUUGUGAGAAUCUGAAUCUAGUGCAGGACAAAAUAAUGCAACAGGAGGUCAGUGCACCAACCUUAAAACAGGAACUUGAGAGUUUCAAGCCUGAUUAUAGUGAGCAGAAGGGGAACCGAAUUGAAAAUACUAAGCCUGUUUGGAAAUAUGAGGCUGGGGCAGGUGGAGCAGGCCGGGGAAAGCCUGGCCUCGGAGAUGUACAGCGGAAAAACUCUGAUGCCAAACCUGGGAUUAGCAGCAAGAAGUUUGAUGACCGGCCCAAAGGGAAGCACUCAUCGUCAGCUACAUCUAAAGAGGACUCGUGGACCUUAUUUAAACCACCCCCGGUUUUUCCAGUGGACAAUAGCAGCGCUAAAAUUGUUCCCAAAAUAAGUUAUGCAAGUAAAGUUAAAGAAAACCUCAACAAAGCAGCUCAAACCCCAUCCGUGUCAUCUUCGUCGUCUUCAUCAUCUGCUGGGGAAACUCAGGCCCAAACAUCAAGUCGACUGUCCCAGGUCCCCAUGUCUGCGAUGAAAUCUGUGACUUCUGCUAGCUUCUCGAAUGGGCCAAUUCUAGCAGGGACUGAUGGAAGUGUCUAUUCUCCAGGGACCCAGCCACUGCUCUCAUCUGCUGCUAGUACUGUACCAUCAACCUCCUCUGAGUCAGUACCCCAGGACACGAGUACAGCUUCAGCAGCUCUGGAACAAAAGAAAUCUAGCCUUUUCAUCUACCCUUCAAAUAUGCAAACUGUGCUUCUGGGUUCAGCACAAGUCGAUUUCCCAUCGCAGACAAAUCAGCAGAACCUGGGAGAUAUCUUCCAGAAUCAGUGGGGCUUGUCUUUCAUAAACGAGCCCAGCGCUGGACCUGAAACUGUUGUGGGGAAAUCUGCAGAUAAUCAGUUAAUGGAAGUGACAUUUCAAGGGGAAUAUCCUGCCACCUUGGUUUCGCAGUGUGCUGAAAUCAUUCCCUCAGGAACUGAACAACCUGUGUUUCCUAAGGCUUAUGAGCUGGAUAAACGGACUAACCCUCAAAUUCUUAGUGCUAUUCUUAAGCCUGGGACUGCUGUUGAGGGUGGUGUCUUAGCUUUGGAGUCGCAUCACACAGGUGACCUACAAAAGGCAGACACCAGUAGCCAAGGUGCUUUAGUGUUUCUUUCAAAAGACUAUGAAGUAGAGAAUCCUCUGGCCUCUCCUACGAACAAUUUGCUAGCCUCCACCAAAGAACAGAGGUACCAGAGAGGCCUAGAAAGGAAAGAUAGCUGGGGUUCUUUUGACCUGAGGGCUGCUGUUCUAUAUCACACUAAAGAAAUGGAAUCAGUUUGGAAUUUGCAGAAGCAAGAUCCCAAAAGGAUAAUCACUUACAAUGAAGCCAUGGAUCGCCCGGAUCAAUGAAGGUAGCAA